AUGGCACAACCUGACCUCACUUCGCAUCACGUCAACUACUUAAUAUGGAGAUAUCUCCAAGAAUCAGGCCAUGGCGAUGCCGCUGUGUCUUUGCAGCGCGCGUGGUAUCCUGAUCCUCAGACUCUUCCAUUUGCACCUUACAUCAAGACGCAUGCGCUGGUAUCGCUAGUCCAAAAGGGUCUGCAGUACCACGAGCUCCAAUCCUCACUGGACAAGGAGGGCAAUCACAUCAACAUCUCACCAAAUGACUACUUCUUCGGGCCUGAACCCUUUGAAACUGGGUUUGUGGACAGGCGCGAUGAGGUCGGCACAGACCAAGCUUCCCCCGGCAAAAUUGCGCGCGACCAUCCGAAUGGGCAUGCCGAUCCAGGAAAGCAGGCCCGAGAAGACGAUUCUAUGGAUGAUGAUGCUACUGAAAGCAAACCUAGCAGUCCUAACCUGGAUGGGGAUGGCGAUACCAGUAUGGGGGAGAUUCCCGAAUCCACCUUCACCUUGACAAACGGCGGCAGCGUUGGCGUCCAGAUCUCCCCCGCCAAGGCCGCUGAUUUGACGCCCGACACCGCCUUGCUGGAUGCGGAGGACCACGUGACCCGCGCCCUAUGGAGGCCGAGGGACCCGACUAUGGUGGUGGCCGCUGGUGACACUUUUUGUGAUAUGUGGAAGUUAUCAUCGUCAUCGCCCGUGAAGAAGAAGAUUGUGGAUCACAGGAACAGUAGCACCUGUGUGUCGGCUGUCGGCUGGGAUGCUGUUGGUGAGAAGUUGGCUGUCGCAACAUGUGCGGAGCAACGGGGCACCAUCACCAUGUAUAAUGUCAACGGCGAAGCAGUGGAUCUACUGCCUGAAUUACCUCGAAUGAUCACUGGCUUGCAUUGGGCUGAUUCCAGGUCGCAAUUGGUGGUUGUGGCCUCGGACAACCAUAUCUCGGAACUGGCACUAUGGGACGACAGCCGCCGACCUGACGUUUUCCCUCCGCCUCAACAUAUCGAAAAUCCCAUCUUUGAUCUCGCUUGGUGUGGCCCAACCCAGGUGUUUGCAUCUGGCGAGGGUGCAGUAUACCAAUGCGAAGUGGACACCACCGUCCGCUUGGUCAAGAAAUUUGCAGCCAGCGGGCCCAGUGCGGCUUGGGAAUUCAUUCGUUGUGUUCAGGCAGGCUCUCACUCAGUUGCUAUCACCGCAUCUGCAACUAGCAAUGCGAUUUGGAUCCCUACCCACGAUAUUCUAAUCCCAGAUGCACACCACCAGGCCAUCACCGGAAUCGAGAUUCGCCCUCAACCUCAGGACCAGCGCAUUGUUUUUGCUUCUUUCGCUACAGAUCACAUGGUCAAGGUGUGGCAGAUCGAUCUCGAGUCAAAGGAUUUCUCGUGUCUUCACAAGCUUCGCCUCGGAUCCGCUCCUGCUCUUGCGGGAUGCUUCUCUCCUGAUGGAUACGCUUUCAGUGCAGUCGGCAAAGACUCACUCUUCAUCUGGAAUGUCGAACGUGGAGGCGAGCCAAUGGCUACUUGGACUGCAGCUAGUUCAGAGGUGAAAAAAGAGGAUGGCAUGACCAAUGGACAGAAUGGUCACACAGAGCCGGUUGGAUAUCGGGCUCUUUCAUGGGAUGCGGAUGGCAAGCGACUUGCCUAUGGCCUUGACAAACAGAUGGCACUUGUUAAUUUGCAACGGUGA
Penicillium antarcticum is the source of this 1665-nucleotide messenger RNA. RefSeq names its product WD40 repeat domain-containing protein. Bases 1 to 1665 code for a protein of 554 amino acids. The transcript has 5 exons. Gene Ontology annotation, cellular component: Set3 complex. The record is from RefSeq and is a predicted model, not a curated record. Gene Ontology annotation, molecular function: transcription corepressor activity; protein binding. Lineage: Eukaryota; Fungi; Ascomycota; Eurotiomycetes; Eurotiales; Aspergillaceae. Gene Ontology annotation, biological process: regulation of transcription by RNA polymerase II.